GGAGCUUCUCGCGUCGCCUGAGGCCCCGGGGCAGGCUUCCGCGGUCGCCAUGACGGCGGCAGUGUUCUUCGGCUGUGCCUUUAUUGCCUUCGGGCCUGCGCUCGCCCUCUACGUCUUCACCAUCGCCAACGAGUCGUUGCGCAUCAUCUUCCUCAUCGCUGGAGCUUUCUUCUGGUUGGUGUCUCUACUGUUUUCAUCCCUUGUUUGGUUCGUAGCAAGAGCCAUUACUGAGAGCAGAGAGGAACCAAUACAGAAAUAUCUGCUGAUCUUUGGUGUGCUGGUCUCAGUCUUUAUCCAAGAACUGUUCCGGUUUGCAUAUUAUAGACUUUUAAAAAAAGCCAAUGAAGGUUUGAAGACUAUAAACCCAGGUGAAACAGUACCAUCUAUGCAGUUACUGGCCUAUGUUUCUGGCUUGGGCUUUGGGAUCAUGAGCGGUGUGUUUUCCUUCGUGAAUACCCUGUCUGACUCCUUGGGACCAGGCACAGUGGGCAUUCAUGGAGACUCUCCUCAGUUCUUCCUUAAUUCAGCUUUCAUGACGCUGGUUAUCAUAUUGCUGCAUGUCUUCUGGGGCAUUGUGUUUUUUGACGGCUGUGAGAAGAAAAACUGGUACAUCCUUCUUAUAGUUCUCCUGACCCAUCUGCUGGUGUCAGCCCAGACAUUCAUAAAUCCUUAUUAUGGAAUAAAUCUGGUGUCAGCAUAUAUAAUCAUGGUGCUCAUGGGCAUCUGGGCAUUCUUUGUUGCUGGAGGCAGCUGCCGAAGCCUGAAACUCUGCCUGCUCUGCCAAGACAAGGACUUUCUUCUUUAUAACCAGCGCUCCAGAUAACCUCCAGGAACCCUUACCUCCCAACUGCAGACUGUAUUUAGAGGAAGCACAACUGUGCCUUUUUCUAAAAAUUUCUUUUUCUGGUGGAAUUGAGAAAACACAAAACUCUCUAGAUAUGAGUCCCAUUCA
Messenger RNA from Otolemur garnettii (small-eared galago), 952 nucleotides. It is a transcript of the gene APH1B, whose product is annotated as aph-1 homolog B, gamma-secretase subunit. Bases 50 to 823 code for a protein of 257 amino acids. Gene Ontology annotation, biological process: positive regulation of catalytic activity; protein processing; Notch signaling pathway. The record is from RefSeq and is a predicted model, not a curated record. The transcript has 6 exons. Gene Ontology annotation, cellular component: endoplasmic reticulum; membrane; gamma-secretase complex. NCBI's taxonomy places the organism in Eukaryota, Metazoa, Chordata, Mammalia, Primates, Galagidae. Gene Ontology annotation, molecular function: protein-macromolecule adaptor activity.